GUCCAAUUUCAAGAUGGAGGGAAGUCGCUUUCGCGGAAUCAGAUUUUCCGAGAAAACAAAUUUAUCACUCUCUGUCAUAUAUUUGCAUCUAUUAGGUUUAUAGUGCGCACGGCGGGAUUGAACAUUAAAAACGCACAAACAUUUUAUACCUAGGGGUCAGUCGAACUCAGGCUACUUGCAACAUGGAGGACAUCAGAUUGCGAGAGAUGAGCGACAUCAUUUCGUCCCCUGAAAACAGAGCGAAGAAUCCUGUAAGUUUGUUGAUGGAGGCAGGAGCUCAAGUUGGACAACCUGUGACCUUCAAUUACAAGGAUGAUUUGGCCAUGGGACUAACUAAUACGCGUGUGUUUACUUGUGAGGUCAAAGUUGGAUCCGAACGUGCGAUAAAACGCACAGGGUCAGGAUACAGCAAAAAACAGGCUAAAGCGAAAUGUGCGGAGGCAGCUCUGGAACUUAUUAGAAACAAAACUAGUGCAACUACAACCUCACCCGAAGCGUCUAAGGGAUCUCCAAGCCAAACAUCACUUGAAAAUACCACUCCAACAUCUCCAUUAAGUCCAGCUGGGAGGCCGUACUCGGCAAGUACAGACUCAAAUCCCAUCGGCAGCCUGCAGGAAAUGUGUAUGAAGAACAACUGGACUCCACCAACCUAUAACCUGAUACAGGAAGAGGGAGAACCACACACAAAGACCUUCACUUUUGAAUGCAAGAUUAGAGAUUUGAUUUCUCAAGGACAUGGAAGAAACAAAAAAGUAGCCAAAAAACUUGCUGCAGAGAAUAUGUGGACCGUAAUCAGUGAGGCAAAUAAGAGUUUAUCCUUAGCUGGUGUGGACACAAAUGUGUCAUCAAGUCCUUUAAGGAAUCCUGGCAUGCAGCCUACAGUGAGCUCUCCAUCAGGGUCAAGUCCCUCAAGAAGUAGCCAGUCUAAUUCACCAGUUUCAUUUCUUUCAAGCCAUUUGUACAGUAAAAUGGAAAUUGAGGAACCAUGUUUUAACAAGGUGGCCCAUGGUGGUAGUACUCCACCUCCUGAGGUUGAUGCAGUGAAUAGUGUCAGUGACAAGUUUUGUUCAGCUCUUGAAGACAAAGGAAAAACAUCAGGCUUUACUGUAACCUAUCAUGACCUGCCAGAAAAAGGAUACAGUGGCAAUUAUAUGUGCUUUGUGAGGCUUAAUACAGAACCACCAACAGUAUGUGGUGGAAUGGGCCAUAAAAAACAAGCUGCACAUGAGGAAGCUGCAAGAAAUGCCUUACACUAUUUAAACACAGUUUGCAAUUACUAGGUACAUCUGUAGGUGUUAUUUUCCUUUUUUUGCCUUCUAGAAUGUUUUCCCUCCACAAUUGUUGAAGUCUCACUACAGUUUUGUCUUUCAUUUAAAAUGGUACAUGUGCAUUGACGAAGACCAGAAAUAUAUUAAUUUGUUCCUUUUUUUUUUACACAAGAGAUGUCAGUAUUGCUACUGAGUCAAUGAAGUAAGUUUACUUUAAAUUUUUAAAUCAUUUUUUACUGGGCUUUUUCCUUUUCUCAAAUCUAUCACUGGGACAAAAGAAGACAACUCUUACACUGGUUUUAAAUAAAUGUAAAAACAGUCAGGAAUGUGGACUUAACAAAUAUGUUUUUCAGUCAGAAAAUGAACAGAGUGGUAACAAUUCUCGUGAACAGAACAUUUUCUUAGUUUUCAAAAUAUGUUUCGAUAUUCCUAUGACAUCUUCAGUUGUAAAUAUACCUUAAACAAUUUGAAUUCUUGCUUUAAAUAUGUCAUGAAAUUUGGUCAAAAUUACACAAAUUCACAAAAAUUUCAAUGAAAUACAUCAGAAGCACAGAAUAGACUGAAUAGCAAGUCAUCAUAGGCCUUGAAUGAUUGCAAGUGCUUGUUUACAUGUUUCUUUAUUUAUAACACUGCCUGAGGUUAAAACAGAUGAAUAAACAAAGAUUCUCAAAGA
Molecule: messenger RNA, 1941 nt
Organism: Stylophora pistillata
Lineage: Eukaryota; Metazoa; Cnidaria; Anthozoa; Scleractinia; Pocilloporidae
Product: interferon-inducible double-stranded RNA-dependent protein kinase activator A homolog B
Biological process (GO): siRNA processing; regulation of regulatory ncRNA processing
Cellular component (GO): cytoplasm; nucleus; RISC-loading complex
Molecular function (GO): double-stranded RNA binding; siRNA binding
Source: RefSeq, a predicted model, not a curated record